AUGAGUCGCUGGAGGAUUUUGUGAUUACAGUCAAGAAUUUGGCUGAAAGAUGCGAUUUUGGAGAGUUUAAGGAUAGGGCGAUUCGUGACAUGCUUGUCAUUGGAGUGAACGACACUCAGUUACAGAAACGGUUGUGCGAUGAAGAGGAUUUGUCUGCAGCUAAAGCAGAGCGGUUGAUUCUUAAUUCAGAGAUAUCAGCCAGUAGGACGAAACAAUUAAACCACGACGAUGACAGGCGCGUUAGCGUAGUGGCCAGAUUGGGUAACCGAUCUGACGUUUCGCGGUCCAGAAACCGAUUCCGGGGCCGCAGCCGCAGUUUUGAUAGAAACCGAUCUUUUUCGUCUAGGAGUAGAAGCAACGGUAGACAAGACAGUAGAUACCAAAGCAAAAGAGGCGCAAGCUCAGGUAAACCUGUUUACCUUUGUUCCUUUUGUAGAAAAACCGGACAUACGAGGAAAUUUUGUUAUCGUUUGCAUGGAAAAAGCCCGAGUAAGAGUAAAGCCAGUGUAAAAUUCAUAGAUUCUCCAAAACCAUCUUCCAGUUCCAAAAACUCAGGACUAUUUAAGCGACUGAAGAAAGAUUUAAACAAUGAUUCAGACUAUUCUGAUGGCAUGCCUUGCCUCAUGAUCUCGUCAGUCAACAAAAUCAGUGAUCCCUGCUAUGUGGAGGUUUUAAUCAACAGAAAGCGUUUAACCAUGGAGAUCGAUUGUGGGUCAGCGGAGAGCGUAAUUUCAGAGGAGCUGUAUUUGAGAAAUUUUGCGAGCUGUGAACUGCAGCGUUGCAACAAGAAACUUGUUGUAAUUGACGGUAACAAACUGAAGGUUGUUGGAAAAAUUUGCGUUGAUGUACAGCUCGCUGGAAACCGGAAACAACUGACCAUGGUUGUUUUACGCUGCAAUAACGAUUUCAUCCCGCUGGUAGGCCGAACAUGGUUGGACGAAUUCUAUUCCGGAUGGCGAAACACUUUUACCAACCCUCCUUUGACAGUCGGGAACAUUGACGUGGCUGACGAGCAAACAGUUAUUGAUGAAGUAAAGAAUUUCUCUUGGGGGAAGGAUAGUGUUGGCGCAUAAGCGUCAGCUUAAACUAUCUUUUAACUCUCGUCGUAAGGGAACCCUAAUUUUCCCACAUGAGAGUGAGGCAAUCCUUAUGCCCGAUCCAGCACCCAUUUUGUCACCAGAAAGAAAUCCAGAAGCAGCACCAGUUUCGUCAUCUAUAGAAGCACCAUUUUUGUCGUCGUCAUCGAAUGUUUUGUCACCGACUUUAAGAAGAAAUAGUAGUGAAUUACAAAGAAGAAGUAAGAGGAGACGGGAAGAAGAAGAUCCCGAAUCCGACGAGCAAUCUACUCAAGAUUUCGAAUUUUAUGGCUACCCAGCCGAUUCUUUCAUUUUCUCAAGCGUAGAAACUCAAGAAGAUUUACAGCAUGAAGAAGAACAAGAUCCACUCCCAGUGGUUCCGAUUAGGCGUUCUAAAAGAAGAAAUAAGAAAAGAAGGAAAAGUGAUUUUGUCUACUAUUCGUAGAAUCGAACUAAUUAGUGAAUUUUCAAAUUGUAUAAAUGUAUAGUUCUGUUGUAUAUAGUUAAGCAUAAAUAUUGUGCAUUCGAGUAAUGAAGUUUUAGAUAAAUGAAUUUGUGUUGUAAAUAUUUUGAAAUUUAAUGAAUUAGUUUUUUACUAAAGGAUGGAGGAGUUGUGGUAACCCUAUGCGAACGCUUGAGAACUCGCUCAGAGAAGCGAGAUAGUAGAAAGAGAGAAAGGGAAAUUUAGGAGAUAUUCAGAAUUGUACCGAGUAGGAGAAAUAUACUACGAUCAGAAGUUUUGUGACAACCAACCGAACAAGACGUAUUUUAUUCAAAGUCUGUAAGAACAGAAGUCUUUGUCCUCCCACUUUACUAGAUUGUUCAUUUACAUGGACUUAGUCUCUGGUGGAGAUCCGGAAAAACUGUUUUUCGAUACAAUUUCAGUAAAACGGUAAUUAGACGAUUGGUUUUGUUGUAGUAGAACUGAUGAUAAUCGAUAUUUCCGUAUCAUUAUGGUUUCGGGACGGAAAACGUAAAUUUAAUUUUCGCCGCUGGUUAAAAAUUCUAACACCUUGUAAACGAGCUCGCUGAACUGUCAGACAAAGUGAGGUUAGAUCAGGUACUUGCAGUGGAAAUCUGAACA
Messenger RNA from Aedes albopictus (Asian tiger mosquito), 2160 nucleotides. RefSeq lists its product as uncharacterized. The coding region runs from base 90 to 1073 and encodes 327 amino acids. The record is from RefSeq and is a predicted model, not a curated record. Lineage: Eukaryota; Metazoa; Arthropoda; Insecta; Diptera; Culicidae. The transcript is spliced from 2 exons.